AUGAGGGACGUGGAAAGGGAGAGUGACGGAAUCUCCAGCGCCGUAAGAAGCCCUAACCACGGCUCCUAUUCAAACAACGGUUCAGAUUUCAUCAGCUCAUUACCCGACGCAAUCCUCCAACACAUCCUCUCCUACAUUCCGACCAAGUACGCAAUCAGAACCUCCGCCUUGUCCAAACGAUGGAAGCACGUAUGGUGCGAAACCCCUACUCUCUCCUUCCAUAAUAGCGACAUCUCUCAUCAUCCUAAUUCGAUAAGCAAAACCCUAACCACCUUCACGUCUCCCAAAAUCACAAGUUUCCAUAUCGAUGUUUCCUUUAAUAACUCUACUCUUCUAACUCCAUCCCAUGUUCAUAGCUGGAUCGAGCUCGCUGUGUCCCGCCACGCGGAUAUAAUGUCUCUCAUCAUAAUCGGUUCCGAUAAUAAUGUGUUUCCAGAUUUCUUCUUUACCAAUUCCUAUGUAAAGCAGCUCACCUUGGGUUUGGGUCAUAUUGGCCACUUCAGUUACCUCGACAUGAUUCCUAAAUGUACGGUCCUUUGGACAUCGUUAAGGAACUUAACUCUGGAAUGCUGCGCUCUGCCCGAUGAAUCCCUAGCUAAUAUCCUCUCUGGUUGUCCAGUGCUUGAAAGCCUGUCAUUGCUUUUCUGCGAAGAGCUUCAUCAUCUUGAUCUCAGCAAGUCAGUGAAUUUGACAAGGUUGGAGGUUAUUUGCCUAUUCCUUGGUGGACCGUUGAAGAUUGUAGCGCCACACAUCCAUUAUUUGAAAUUGAUAGAGUGUCAUGAACCGAGUACGUUAGUAGAUGUCUCCUCUUUAACCAAUGCUACAUUCAGCCUAAGCCAUAUCGGAAGAAUAACAGAGGUUGAUGAUUUUCAUCAAGACAUGGUGCUAAAGAUGCUAGAGAAGCUGCAAAACGUUGAGAAGCUUAGUAUUGGACAAAUCGUCCCUCAGGUUCUAUCUGUUGCCGAGCUUCGUGGUCUUCCUUUUCCGCAACUCCAGGCCAAAUCUUUGACUGUGAGAAUGAUGCUUGUUCGAUCUGUUAUUCCUGGCUUAGCAAGACUGCUACAAAACUCACCUGGAUUACAGAUGUUAACAGUUAACACAAUAUAUUACAAAGGCAUAGAGGAUGCGGAGCUGGACAGACACUUGCGUACGCAAGGCUUGAAUCCUGAUCGAUGCUGGAGAUUGAAAUACGGGGACUUUCCAACGACGGAGCAGACCUAUUCAUCAUCGUCCCAUGGUGUUGUUACUAAGCUAGCAAGGUCAAAAGAUGUGGUUUCCUUCAUAAAACUUGUGCUGAAAAACUCAAAGACAGUAGAUACGAUGGUUUUAAGGUUGGAUGGUUACCUUAAUGCAACAGAGUACCAAAAGCUGCUUCAAAUGGUUCCACCAUUUACUCGUAACAAAAAUGUCAGAGCUCGUGGUCAAGCGAAGCGGCUCUUAAACGUCUUAAAGAUUAUUCCUUGA
Eruca vesicaria subsp. sativa (arugula) is the source of this 1464-nucleotide messenger RNA. NCBI's taxonomy places the organism in Eukaryota, Viridiplantae, Streptophyta, Magnoliopsida, Brassicales, Brassicaceae. The record is from the annotation of a GenBank genome assembly.